Helobdella robusta is the source of this 6208-nucleotide messenger RNA. RefSeq lists its product as hypothetical. The coding region runs from base 40 to 5235 and encodes 1731 amino acids. Gene Ontology annotation, biological process: substrate adhesion-dependent cell spreading; cell migration; basement membrane assembly. The transcript is spliced from 33 exons. Gene Ontology annotation, cellular component: laminin trimer. The record is from RefSeq and is a predicted model, not a curated record. Lineage: Eukaryota; Metazoa; Annelida; Clitellata; Rhynchobdellida; Glossiphoniidae.
UGCGAUGUGGGCGGUUGCUUUCCAACUUAUGGAGAUUUGAUGAUUGGCAGACAGCAUAGAUUAUCGGCAAGUUCGACAUGUGGCCUGCAGAAGGUUGAGACUUACUGCAUAUUCAGCGGUCUCGACAGAACCGUCAACCGAAAUAAAUGCUUCCUCUGCGACUCCAGAAAUCCUAACAAUCCGAGGAGUCACCGGGUGGAGAACAUCAUUUCUCGUUAUAGAAAGGACUGGGAAUCAAGAUGGUGGCAGUCGGAGAAUGGAGUGCACAACGUUUCCUUGCAGUUAGAUCUUGAAGCCGAGUUCCAUUUCACUUUUCUGACUGCCAAGUUCAAAUCCAUCAGACCCGCUGGUAUGGUCAUUGAACGAUCCUAUGAUUUUGGAAAAACAUGGAAGGUGUACAAAUACUUCUCAACCAAUUGCACUCGCUUGUUUCCUAACAUGACCAUCGGACAACGUUCUCACCACUGCGAUGAAAAACAAACAAAAAUGUUUCCAAGCUCAAAAGGAGAGAUCUACUUUGCUCCGAUCCAAAACAGCAGCCUCAAAAUUUAUAGCAAAGAAAUGCAGAAUCUCCUGAAAGUGACGAAUCUGAGGAUCAACUUCACGAAGCUUCAUUCACUUGAUGACCAGUUUUUGACGACGCAGUCAAACAUCAAGCACUUCUACGCCGUGUACCAGCUUACCAUCCAGGGAAGAUGUUCCUGCUACGGACAUGCAGACACGUGCAGUGGAGUGCCGGGCGAGAAAAACAAUAUUGACGGCAAGGUGCAUGCCAAGUGUGAGUGUGCCCACUUCACGACGGGUCACAACUGCGAACAGUGCAUGGACUUUUACAACAACCUGCCCUGGAGACCAGCCACCAAGGAUAAUUCCAACGCCUGCCAAAAAUGCAACUGCAACAUGCACUCGAUGAAAUGCCACUUCGACCCUGUCGUUUACGUCAUCUCCAACCUGACCAGUGGAGGGAUCUGCGAUGAUUGCCAGCACAACACUCAGGGGUACAACUGCGAGCAGUGCAAGCCCUUCUUCUACCACGACCCAGGCAGACCUAUCACUGAUCCAUACGCAUGUCAAAGUUGUAAUUGUGAUCCAAGAGGUUCCCUCUACAAAGGUGAGUGCGAGCCGAAAAAUAACUUUGUAUUGGACUUGGCAGCCGGUCACUGCCACUGCAAGGAAAAUGUCGAAGGGACCAGAUGUGACACGUGCAAGCAGGGAUUUGCCAAACUGAGCGACGAUCAUCCUUUAGGGUGUGAGGCCUGCGACUGUCAUCCAAUCGGAACAUCCAUAGAAGAAGGGACGUGCAAUCAAUUUACCGGUGAAUGCAAAUGCAAGCGAUUUGUUACAGGCAAACAAUGCGACAAGUGCCGGCCCGGAUAUUGGAACUUCGGCAAGCAACCACAGGGCUGCACCCCCUGCGAUUGUGACAUCGGUGGUGCUGCUGACUGGAAUUGCAACCAAAUGGAUGGAGGAUGCACCUGCAGGCCGAACAUCAUCGGACGCUACUGCAAUGAAGUGCCCUCCAAAUAUUUCGUGCCUGGUCUCGAUUAUUUGAUUUAUGAAGGAGAAUUCGCUGAUGGCAUUGGGAGGUAUGAAGUGGAAAAUAGAGAGAUAUAUGAAGGGGGCUACAAAUCGUGGACUGGCACGGGCUUCAUGAGAGUCUACGAAGGAUCUUCAAUAGAUUUUCACGUCAAAGGCAUUCCCUACUCAACCCACUAUGACGUCAUUGUCAGAUAUGAAACACCAGAUCAAGGUACAUGGCAUGAUGUGACGUUGUAUGUCAUGCGCUCAGAACCAACAAAACUGGGAACUCACUGCGGCAACGUCAUUCACACCGACCAGAAUGCUCCUGUCGAAAUUUCGGAUCGUUUCAGGCACUACAUUCUCAUCCACUCCACGUGUCUCGAGCAAGGAUCCGAACAUAAAAUCAGAAUUAAUUUUAACAAGUUUUCACCAUACGAAACAUCCCCCGAUAAAUUCGUCCUCGUUGAUUCUAUUGUGCUGGUUCCAUCCGCUGACCAGCACCCGACAAUGCAGUUCACGGAAUUGAACAACAUCAGGAAUGACUACGAGAGGUACGGAUGCAUCAACCACUACCUGUCACCAGCAUAUCAGUGGGAACUGCCAGCUGCCUGUAGAAAACUUAUUUUCAGUGCUUCGGCAUACAUCCACGAUGGCGCCCAAGCCUGUGAUUGUGACCCGGUCGGUUCUGAAGAUCCGGAGUGUGACGCCAUCGGUGGUCAGUGUCGCUGCAAGCCAAACGUCGUCGGACGAAGAUGUGACCAGUGUGAAUAUGCGCACUACGGUUUCGGACCUAAUGGAUGCUCUCGUUGUAAGUGCAACAUGAUUGGAUCAUUGGACAACAACUGUAACGUAACGACGGGUCAGUGCAAAUGCAUUCAGAAUGCUUACGGCUUGAGAUGCAGUGAAUGUCAGAGAGGCUUCUUCGGUUAUCCUCACUGUCGACCCUGCCAGUGCAACGGCAUGUCUGACGAUUGCGACGGGGAGACUGGUCAGUGCUUGGCCUGCAGAGACAACACAGGGGGACACAAUUGUGAAAGGUGUGCCGACGGCUACUACGGUGAUCCACGCACAGGAGGAUGCAAGCCCUGCAUGUGUCCAGGGGGAGCGGGAAGUGGCGCACAGCACGCCAGAACGUGCCACCAGGAUCCUUCGACUGGCACCGUCAUUUGCCACUGCGAUGAGGGUUAUUCAGGAUAUCAAUGCGAUCGAUGCACACAAAACUACUUUGGAGACCCUCUGAUCUCCGGCGGCACGUGCCAACAAUGCUUGUGCAACGGAAACAUCGACCUCUCCGUACCUGACAGCUGUGAUUCGACGACGGGAGAGUGUCUAAAAUGCCUCUACAACACCAUCGGAUACUCGUGCAACCGCUGCAGGCAGGGCUAUUACGGAGAUGCUGUGCAGAAAACGUGCAAACCAUGCGAGUGUAGCGCUCUGGGCACAAACAAGACUCUGGCGAAUGAUUGCGAUCACGUGACCGGCCAAUGUCAUUGCCUGCCGAACGUCGUAGCUAGGAAGUGUGACCAGUGUGAAAUAAACCAUUGGAGAUUGUACGGGGGGGAUGGGUGCAUUCCCUGCGACUGUGACCCCACUGGAUCGCUGAUGGAGCAGUGUGAUGUGUUCCAAGGUCAGUGUCCGUGCAAGACUGGAAGAGGAGGCAGGGACUGCAGUGAAUGUCCCGCAUACCACUGGGGCUCGCCCGCCAUCGGAUGCAAACCAUGUAGUUGUAAUCCGGACGGUUCCACCUCGAGGCAGUGUGACAAGCUGACUGGUCAGUGCAAGUGUCAGAAGGGAGUGACCGGUCUGAAGUGUGAUCGAUGUGAUAGAGGCACGACGGGACAGCUGCCACACUGCCAGCCCUGUGGCGAAUGUUUUGACAACUAUGAUGUCCUCAUCCAUGAUUUAGAAGGAGCCGUGAUAGAUGUGAACAAGCAAGUGUACGACAUGCGAUUGUCAGAGAAGAACAAGGCCUACAGAGCAGAGUUUAACGACAUCGAGGACGAUCUGAACGAUUUGGAUUACUUGGUUCAUCAUCUCAAUGCAUCUCACACGGAAAAAUUCAUUGCCGAAUGUGUUGAUGAGGAAUUCAAGAACAAAACGAAGGAGAUGGAGAAGAUGUUGAUCGCAAAAAGUGGCGACAACGAAGCACAUGAUCAUCAAUUCCAGACCCUCGUCGAAAAGUUCGUUCAGGUUAACCAAACUUUUGAAAAAGUGAAACACGAUAACAAUGAUCUGCUGGGAGAGGUGAAGUUUUUUGAAGAGAACGCAAUAUACGAACAAGAACAAAAUGUCGAAGGAGCUCACAAAAGUAUCUUGGAGAGUAUGAAUUCAGUGGAGGUGAUGGAGGCUAAGGUGCCGUCACUGAAGAAUCAAAUCAGUUGGUACGCUGGUGAGGUUCAAAAGAAGAAUGAAGGUCUCGAUCACUUUGAUGAUCAAAAGAAAGCUGACGCUGAAGAUGGCAACGACGACUACGAUGACGCCGCUGAAGUCGAUCAUAUGGCUGCCAUGGAAAAAGAAAUCAACAAGAUUAAGGAUCAAAUUUUGGACUUGAAUUUUGAGACGUGUGGAGGUCAGGGUAAAACUUGUGAUGACAAGUGUGGUGGAGCCAACUGCAAAACAUGCGGAGAUGACAAUGACCAUACAUGCACUGACGGUUCGGUCACUAAAUCUGUUGUUGCUUUUAAAAGUUUUAAAGAGUCUGAAGGUGUGUUAGGGCAGUUGGUCAAGCAGGCUAAUUCUUUGACACUCAAUUUAAGUCAAAUCAGCAAGAACUGCACAAAGUCGGAACAAGAAGUGAAAAAAUUGGCAGAAAGGUCUAAGCAGGCCAGAUCAGACUCGGAAUCGAAUCUGUCAAACAUCACUUCUCUACAAAACGAAGCCAAGGAAUUUAUGGAAAAAGAAAAGGAAUUGUCAGAUGACAUUAAAAAGGUGUACAACGACACGAUGUCCGUCAGUCUGGAGAUAUAUGAGCCACGUCUGAAGGAAUUAAGUGAACAAAUAAAAACAGCGGCCCAAAGUCUCGAAGAUGUUCGCCAAAUAACCGUCGAUACCAAACAGGACCAGGAAGCCAGCAGUAGAGCCGCUGUAGAAGCUUCUCGCGUUUUAAACGAUAGCAGACGCUUGCACGGAGAUUUAGAAAAAGGUUUGAAAGACAUGAAUGACUUAAUGGGAGUUGAUGAUUUGACAGCUAUGGUAGAAACUUUGACAAAUGAUUCAAUGAAAUUUAAAGAAGAUGUCAAUGCUUUGUUUGAUAAAAUGAGAGAACUGCGUGCCAAGUCUAGCAACUCGACACCGCGUGUGUACAACAUCAACGCUCGAUUGGAUAAAGUGAAGAAAUCAAUUGCCGAUAGGGAUUCUCUAAUAAAGUUGUUAAAUGAUAAGAGAUUACGAAUAGAAAAAAAGAAGGUGGAAGUUAAAAAGAGAUUGGAUGCAUACAACGAGUUAAACGACCAACUCACAGAAAAAUGGAAACUGUAUGACCAAAAUUUUGAAAUUAAUAAAAGCAGCACCAAAAAUUUAUUAAAUCGAACCGACGAGAUCAAGAAAAAUGUCUUUUCAAGCCGACAAGCUCUAGAAGUUGCAAGAGUUCACUUUGAUGAAUUCCAAAUGACGGCUAAGGAACACAACAAGCUCAUCAAAACAUUGCUUGAAAGAAUUCACAUUAUUCGUGACGAGAUCCAAACAAAAAGUAAAAUUCACUUCCUAUGUCGGUAAAUCAUUCCGACGCGACCAUCUGACACUCAGUACAGACAAUACAGUACUUUUGAAUUUCAAUAAUUUUAAAACAUGAUUUGCAAGAACAAUAUAUAUAUAUAUAUAUAUAUAUAUAUAUAUAUAUAUAUAUAUAUACAUAUAUAUAUAUAUAUAUAAUGUGCGCAAUCAUAUGUCAAAUAUUAUGAUUACAAUAAUUUUUUAAAAAUCGUUUUUAGAAACUUAAACCGAAGGCAUUUUUAAUGAAAUCCACGCUAUUGCUGAAAUUUUUGACAACUUUUACAUUACGUCAUCAUUAUUGUCAACGCAUCGUUCUAAGUGAGCUUUUGUUUCUACGCUUUGCUCCACAAAUUGUUUUUAUUUACCGAGGUUUUUUAAUUAAGACAAAUAUAUGAUCGUUCAUUUAACUGUCUGAUGUUACUGAUAAGUAAAUUUAAUUCGUUGAAGCAUUAGAUAAUUUGUGUGUACAUUUUUAUGGAAUAUAGAAAUGUAACGGCAAGAAUAGCUUUGUCUAAUUGCUAAGCUUCUGAAUUUCUGUAUGGCCGCAUUGCUGAGUUACCAAGCAUGCAUCUCUUCUUGUUCGAUGUUUCAAAGUGUCUGCGCUGCACUUUGUUUUCAAGGAGGACCAAUUGAAUGAUUUGUUAAAUUAUUUGUUACGCUUUGUUUUAUGGUUAGUUGGCUUUUGUGAAAAAUAUUCUAGUGUUCAAAUUUAAGAUCAAUAAAUUCACUGAAUACUUCGAUCUUUGCUUCGCCUUAACAUGAAAGAUAUUUUGAAAGAAUAAAAUAUACUGCAUGAACCUACUUAUAUUUUAAAGUAAAAUAUUAACAAUAUGUACCAGAAUAUCUUGAAUGAUUCAUUUUGUAAGAGACAAUGUGUUUUUAUACGUUUGCUACAAAUAAGCACAAACGAACAUUAUUAAUUAACAAUUAGUAACUAAAAAAUAAAUAGAAGAAAAAUAUUUUCAUAUCAGUAUUC